CCUUCUGAGAUGGACAAUGCACUGUAGGCAGGGGGGGGAGCCUUCUGCCCUGCAUUAAAGAUAAUGUUCUGUGGCUGACCAUCCAAAAAGGAAUACUUAUGUAAACUCUUAUGUACUCUUAUAUAAGGUUUUAUGUUGCUAAUAAUCAAAAAAGGAGAAUGUCUUGAUAUGUUUUAUGAUGUUUCUAUGACUGACCCCCAAAAGGAAUGUUUAAUAUAAAGUUUUAUCCUGUUAAGGGAGGACUCUGUAGAGCAUAUCCUGACAAGGUUUAGAAUUGUAUCCUGUUACUGACCCGUAAAAGGAGUGCUCUGUAGAAGAUAUUCUGACAUGUUUAUGAUGGUAUAGGAUGAGUCUACGUGCAGGGUGAGCCUGCGGGAAGGGACCGGCCCUCCUUUUCCUCACGCUCAUCAAAGAAUAUAAAAGAUAAGGAAGCCCAACUUUAUUCAGAGUCUGCUGUGGGUUACGUACGAACGCCCAGCUGGAGUUUUGUUUCAAGCCACUCUAUCGGGACUGUUGGCUCUCCAGUCCGUGUGUCACGGAUGUUCCCGUGGAGACUGCUGAUCGGACGGUCACCACCUAAGAACCAUGGUUCUCUCCCUACGCCAGUCCUUCCGCCACGGAGGUUGCAGUACUGGCUCAUGGGGCAUGGGGGUCUACGCACUCGGUGCUAUCCUGGCCCUCGUCAGCCUCUGCUGCGGCAGCAGCGGAACACCAGCUACACGACUUGCAGUAAUUAAGCAACCCUUCCAGAUUGCAUGGUUCCGGUAAUAAAUACCUGCCAAAAGCUGGCUCAACAAAGAAAUCAUGUGGAUGUCACUUGGACUGUGCUCCAUGCCACCCAUACCUGCCUGCCAUGGAGUUCAUCGAAAGCGGGCAUGGUAUGACACCCUGCUGGGUGGAGCUGGAACAAUCCUUGGUCUGUCUGACACUGCGAAUACGGAGGUAACUCGCUCUAUGCUGUCAAGCGCUGGUCAAGAUGCUUCACAGGCCUUGCAUUCUGUGGGUGCAUGGAUGCCAACCACUGUCUUGACCCAACAGCAGGCGGCGAAAGUUUUCUUCGCUCAGUUUGGAUGGACUGUGACUGCGGUUAACGAGGCAGCCACGGUGUUGAAAAAUGUGACAAAAGCAUUGGAUAUGACGAUCUGUAACGUGCAAGGAUUACAUGCACGUCUACAACAGGACAGAUUCAAGAGGAUUGUAACAACUAACAAUCCUCACGAGUGGAGGAAUUUGUGGAAUAUCUCUGAUGGACUAUGGUUGCACAUACAUCCUGAGAAGACCAUAUGUAAUGCUACCGCUUGCACUGUCAGAUGGGUGCAAAUGAAUGUUACUGAACAUACGCCAGUAUGUAAGUAUCAUGUUUUGCCUGUCGUAACCCUCACAGGUUAUUGGUAUGUGAUCCUGAAAGGUGACUGGUUUAAUUCGCAGACUAAUCUUACCUAUGACCUUAGUACAUGUGAUCAGACGGAUCAAGGGAUGGCCUGUUUAGUGACAAGUAGAUAUCGAGAACCAUGUUUAACCGAAGACACGGCACUAUGCGAAUGGUAUGUAGAAAAACCUUCUGACUUGCUAUGGCAGAUAGCUCCCCACACUAUCUGUAUAGCCACGAUUAACCCCCAUCCGAUGUUGCUGUGGACACCUUUUUCUGGAUGUUUGAAGAACGUGAAUAUCUGGAAAUGGAAAAAUGUGACCUAUCAAUUGACCAAUUUUACUUCAGAAUCUCACCUUACCAUGUUGCAGUGGAAUGUUCUUCACAUGCCAUGGAAGGUAUCCCUGGAGCGAUUCAUAUGCGCACUGAACCGUUCCACGGAGGUCCAAAAGAUAAUCAAUUCUUAUAGGUCCAACGUUUCCAGACUCAUGAUAUCCACGGUCAUAACAAAGAAUAAGGUGGUACAUGCCGCUAGAAUGGUGGAACAACACUCUGCGCACCACUGGUGGGAUAUCUUUUCUGGGAUGUCUGUAACAGCUCGGACAACCGUUGUGCCUCCCUUGAUCAUAUUAAUAGUUAUUAUCGCUGUUUUGACGCUUUGCAAUAUCCUAACCUGUGUGUACAUUCGUCACGUGCGACGCGAGGUUUCUAAAUUGAUCUAUAAUUUGGCUUUCAAAUGAAAAUUAUUCUAUCUACCAGAGAUGAUUCAUUUGGAACAGAAAAAUAUUCUGUCCGCCUUGAUCCUUCAUGUCAACAGGAAAUUUUUGUAGAUGAUUACUGGAUUUCAUGUAAUUAUCGCCGUACCAUCAGGCAUUUUCCGUCUCGGGUAGAUUUACUUGAUUUUGUUGUGCAUCAUAUCCAGAAUGAAUGCUUAUAUUAUUUAGGAGCACGAGAAUAUCGUUUUAUUACUUGGGAUUCACAUGCCGGGGAUGGGAAUCAUUUCCUUAAUUGAUGGUCAGCCCCAGACCAAGGGGUGGAAUGAGAUGGACAAUGCACUGUAGGCAGGGGGGGGAGCCUUCUGCCCUGCAUUAAAGAUAAUGUUCUGUGGCUGACCAUCCAAAAAGGAAUACUUAUGUAAACUCUUAUGUACUCUUAUAUAAGGUUUUAUGUUGCUAAUAAUCAAAAAAGGAGAAUGUCUUGAUAUGUUUUAUGAUGUUUCUAUGACUGACCCCCAAAAGGAAUGUUUAAUAUAAAGUUUUAUCCUGUUAAGGGAGGACUCUGUAGAGCAUAUCCUGACAAUGUUAUCUUAUCCCGUUAUGAUUGACCCCCAAAAGGAAUGUUUAAUAUAAAGUUUUAUCCUGUUAAGGGAGGACUCUGUAGAGCAUAUCCUGACAAGGUUUAGAAUUGUAUCCUGUUACUGACCCGUAAAAGGAGUGCUCUGUAGAAGAUAUUCUGACAUGUUUAUGAUGGUAUAGGAUGAGUCUACGUGCAGGGUGAGCCUGCGGGAAGGGACCGGCCCUCCUUUUCCUCACGCUCAUCAAAGAAUAUAAAAGAUAAGGAAGCCCAACUUUAUUCAGAGUCUGCUGUGGGUUACGUACGAACGCCCAGCUGGAGUUUUGUUUCAAGCCACUCUAUCGGGACUGUUGGCUCUCCAGUCCGUGUGUCACGGUAGGGGCAGAUGAAAUGUUUUCUGUUGAAACUGCAUGGCUUAAACUCCUGUGUUAUGUUGUGUGACUGUUUUGAAGCGGGGAAUAAAAAGACACAUUUUAUUCUA
Oryzias latipes (Japanese medaka) is the source of this 3143-nucleotide messenger RNA. The record is from RefSeq and is a predicted model, not a curated record. NCBI's taxonomy places the organism in Eukaryota, Metazoa, Chordata, Actinopteri, Beloniformes, Adrianichthyidae.